GCCGGUACAGUGGCUGCGUGACAGUCUGCGGAACUUGCGAGUUGGUGGGCACCGGUAGUUGGUUUGUAAUCUAUGGUAAUGUCGCGCCGGUUUCAGCGGUGCUGUGUGAUAUUGUGAUGUUGAAUUGUCACUGUGUGUUGCCGAAGUAUUUUAUUUAUAUUUGCAUGACUUUGUUCACGGUGUAGCGUGGCUUAACCAUGUCAGCCAGACGCGAUAACAGUCGCGUGUUGCGCGCAUUGCGUGAUUUAGACAACAUGUUCGGUUCCCGUGAAUCGGAUUCCAGUGCUACCGAUGACACCAUAGCACGGCAGCUCUCAUUUGCGGAAAGCAUCUUGGAAACUCGGAGUGACUCUAGUUACAGCUCAGAAGCAAGGUCAGCUGAAGCUGAAAUUCGAGCACUAAAGGCAGAGUUGCUUCACUGCAGAGCAGAGAUCAGUCGGCUCACCCUGCAAAAGAAUGAGGAGGAACCUGCACGAAAGACGCUUGUUAUUAGUUACACCCGAGAAGUGGAUACACUUCAGGAGCACUUACAGAAAGAGCGAGAUAUAAAUGCCGAGCUGAAGCAGCAGGUGAUAAAGGCUCUGGAGAAAGAUGCUGAGAACAGGGCAGAAAUCUCACAGCUGCGACAGCAGACAAAAAACCGAGUGUCAGAACUGGAAGAGCGGUUGCAACGUUCCCAAGCGCUAUGCCUCGAACUUCAGCAGCAGAUGGACCAGACGAAAGAAUCUGCCCAGGAAACCACAUUUGCACUGGAAGAAGAAGUCCGGAGACUUUCAGGAAGUCAGUUGAUGCUGCACACCUCUCUUGAAGAAGCCAAGGAUCAAGUUGAAGUACUCAAAAGACAUAUCCGUGAGAAAGAGCUCCUUAUCUCCCAUUUACAAAGUGAAAAUUCUGAGGCUCGAAAGGCGGAAACCAAAGCUAAGGAACUCCAACGACAACUUGAAGACCUGAAGGAAACAGAGAAACUCUCACGCAUAAUGAAGGAUGAGCUGAAACGACUACCACUUGUCGAAAAAGAGUUGGCAAAGCUUCAGGAAGAAGUUGAGCAACACCGGCGGGCACGCAUGAAUGUGCACCUUAUACAGGAACGCUUGUUGGCAGCACAGCACAACUCAGCCAAGCUGAAAGAACUGCAGACACUCAACAGUCGGCUACAGGUGAAUGUGGAGCAGCUUCAAGAACAACUGGAACAGUGGAAGGAGUUGGCUGCUGAACCACAUGGUCUCACGAGCCCGAGAGCAGUGCUGCAGUGCCUGGCUGACCUGCGGCACUCUGAGUUAGCUCUGACUGAACGACAGUCAAAGUUAUUAGCAGAGAAUGAGACACUACGGAGCAAGGCAGAGACCAACAGCCAGGAGCUUCGACGAACAAAUGCGAAGCUUGUGAAAGUCCAGUCGCAGUUUGAUGAGCAGACAGCAUUGCUGCGUAGAAUGCAGAGACGCUUGCUUCUCUUGGGGAAGGAGAGGGAAGCUUACCGGGCCAUGAUAGAGAGCUACCAGAAAGAAGCUGGCCCCGAUUGGCCCGCUGCAGCUGCCAAGCAGAUCCAAUUUCUGGAGAAUGUACUCACAGACUAUCGCCACUCCCUAGAACAGGUAGACAAAGAGUUAGAAGAGCUACGAUGUCAGAGGAUGUCGGAUUUCACUACAGCCAGUGUGCAGGUGCAGACAGACGACAUUCAAUUUGCCAAUGCUACGCCGGAGGAUCCAAACUACCGUGUGGUGCAUUUAGCAGAGAAUCCUUUGGAGAUGGCUUUUCGGCAACGCAUAGAGAAUGUGAACAAACUGGAAGAGGAGAACGAGCGGCUACGCGCAAGGGUCAAGGUCCUGGAAGAGUUUGGCUGUGUUCAGGACGUGACUGCUCAGGUGCAGCUGAAGCUGGACCAGGAUGGUGCUCUUCCUGAUCGAAAAAGCCUUCAAGAGCAGCUGGCAUCAGCCGAGGCCAAGAAUAGGCGUCUUGUGGAUGCAUUUCGCCGAACCAGUCAAGACUUUCGGCAUGGCUGCUACGCAUUGACUGGCUACCGUAUUGAUGUGCUGAGUCAGGGUCACUACAAGCUUACGCACAUGUAUGCUGACUCUCCUGACGACUACCUGCUUUUUCAAAAUGCCCAGCAGAAGAUGAAUGUCCUGGAGACAGAUUAUCUGCGCCAACUUCAGGGACUGGCUAGCACUUACCUCGAGAAGUAUGACAGCAUCCCAGCUUUUCUCAGUGCUCUAACACUGAAGCUUUUUGCUCAUCGGAAUGACCUCGAAGACUUACAGCUGUGAAUCAGGAAAUCGUCGCCGCUGGAGGACGAAAAUGAGGACGACGAUUAUGGUGAGGACAUCGCAAAGCACGCGCAGACGUAGCAGACGAACUAGCAACACGAAGCUCGGGCGCCGGCGAGCGCUGGCAUGCGUAUACGUCACAGUUCUCUGCAAUCACGUGCCCAGCUGUGUUUACAUUCCUUCUUUGGCCAUCUCGUUGCUCUCUGAAGCCGAAACUUGGACUGGUCGCUACAAACUAAACUCCAAAUAAUUAUCUGUCAUGCUGUGAAGCAAAUGAUGUUUCGUGCCAUGAUUACUGGGCGAUUAGCUACUUAUUGCAGGGGAAAAACCAAGAUGGAAAAUUUUUGUGUCACUACUUCUUUAAAGAACAGUCUUGUUAAUACAGUUAAACCUCUCAAAAUGAAAUUGGCGGAGAACACCUAAAAGUUUGCUUUCGUUAUAAUUUCGUUGUUGUAAAAUGAGACAGCACAGAUAGGUAAUACAGUCAAACCCACUUAUAACGAUACCGGUUUUAACAAUGUAUCGGUUAUAACAAUGAGAAGCUGCUGCACCGUCAACUUUUGUAUGUUUUUCAUGGUGAAAUAGCCCGCUUACUACAAUACCCCGAUGCCACAUUAUCAGUUAUAAUGAUUAAGAGUGGCUGCUGGGUGUCCAAGCCGAAAUGUAGUGAAAUGCGAAAUCCUUGAUAAGAAAAAAAAAGAAAUUCGAGCCACUGCAUGAUGGCCCACUGCUCCACCAGCUGCCACAAGCUCAUUUUCCAGCCUUCUCCAUGCGCCUCUUUCCAGUCGCCCUUCCACCCCUCUGAACACGAAAGGGCUGCACCCAUAGCUCUACGCCGUGCCAGCCUCCGAAACAUGAGUGGACCACGCCAACUGCACUGCUCGCAUCUUACUCGCUGGCUCUGACUGGCUCCUCAUUCAACACAUUUUUGCAAAUAGUUUAGUCGCUCGUGUUCGUUUUUGUAGGUUGCAUUGAAAUCGUUCGUGACCAUGUUACCGUUCGUGACCAUGUGACCGCCGAAACGGUAGAUGGCUGAUCCGCCCGCUGAUCAUCAGCAAUGCACGAUGUUGCCAGUGAAAAGAAAGCGCACAGCUAUACAUUUGGAAGCUAAGUGCUUCUAGCUGAUGAGGUGAUCGUCGCGAAUGUUCUUAUAUUGGAUAGCGACAGCAACAAUGGCAGCAAUGAUACAGUAGGGCAGGCUGCCUCAAUCUUGUCCUGAUGCUUGUGGCGAUUUAACCUCAGCUUCUCUUAUGGAUUUCUCAAGCCGACAGGCUGCCGCAGCAACCUUCUUGCAUUUUUUAAAAGG
Dermacentor albipictus is the source of this 3570-nucleotide messenger RNA. RefSeq names its product mitotic spindle assembly checkpoint protein MAD1-like. The record is from RefSeq and is a predicted model, not a curated record. Gene Ontology annotation, cellular component: kinetochore; nuclear envelope; mitotic spindle. NCBI's taxonomy places the organism in Eukaryota, Metazoa, Arthropoda, Arachnida, Ixodida, Ixodidae. Gene Ontology annotation, biological process: mitotic spindle assembly checkpoint signaling; attachment of mitotic spindle microtubules to kinetochore.